Molecule: messenger RNA, 3049 nt
Organism: Pseudogymnoascus destructans
Lineage: Eukaryota; Fungi; Ascomycota; Leotiomycetes; Thelebolales; Thelebolaceae
Gene: EFT1
Product: Elongation factor 2
Exons: 3
Coding region: 218-2752 (844 amino acids)
Biological process (GO): translational elongation
Cellular component (GO): ribonucleoprotein complex; cytosol
Molecular function (GO): translation elongation factor activity; ribosome binding; GTPase activity
Source: RefSeq, a predicted model, not a curated record
CCUCCUUCCUUUCUCACCGCAAAGUCCAUCAUCAGAAGCAUCAAAGCCAUCUUCUGCGCAUUCUAUCAUCACUGCUUAGGGUCAACCGAAGGCAGUAUAAGAUAGAAUACAAAGACCUCAAGGAGACUCUCAGAAAGUCCCUCGAGUCUCAGAUCCGACCCCGCUUCGGCACCAGAAAAAUUCACCAUUAAUCAGCUUUUGAAGCUCCACCGCCAUCAUGGUUAACUUCACUAUCGAGGAGGUCCGCGCGCUGAUGGACAAGCCGACCAACGUGCGUAACAUGUCCGUUAUUGCUCACGUCGAUCACGGAAAGUCCACUCUUACCGAUUCCCUCCUGUCCAAGGCUGGUAUUAUCUCUUCGGCGAAGGCCGGUGAGGCCAGAGCCACUGAUACCCGUGCUGAUGAGCAGGAGCGCGGUAUUACCAUCAAGUCGACUGCCAUCUCCCUGUACGGAAAGCUCACCGACCCUGAGGACAUCAAGGACAUUAUUGGCCAGAAGACCGACGGUGGUGAUUUCUUGAUCAACUUGAUCGAUUCGCCCGGUCACGUUGAUUUCUCCUCUGAGGUUACUGCUGCUCUCCGUGUCACUGAUGGUGCUCUCGUCGUCGUCGACACCAUUGAGGGUGUCUGCGUCCAGACCGAGACCGUCCUUCGUCAAGCUCUAGGUGAGCGUAUCAAGCCUGUUGUUAUCAUCAACAAGGUUGAUCGUGCUCUUCUCGAGCUCCAGAUCGAGAAGGAGGACCUUUACCAGUCCUUCUCCCGUACCAUCGAGUCCGUCAACGUCGUUAUAUCCACCUACUUCGACAAGUCCCUCGGUGAUGUCCAGGUCUACCCAUACAAGGGAACGGUUGCCUUCGGUUCCGGUCUUCACGGAUGGGCUUUCACUAUCCGCCAGUUUGCUCAGCGUUACGCCAAGAAGUUUGGUGUUGACCGUGUCAAGAUGAUGGAGCGCCUUUGGGGCGAUAACUACUUCAACCCCCACACCAAGAAGUGGACCAACAAGGGCACCCACGAGGGCAAGCCUUUGGAGCGUGCCUUCAACCAGUUCAUCUUGGAUCCUAUUUUCAGAAUCUUCAACGCUGUCAUGAACUUCAAGAAGGACGAGAUCAACACCCUUCUCGAGAAGCUGAGCAUCAAGCUCACUUCUGAUGACCGCGACAAGGAGGGCAAGGCUCUCCUCAAGAUUGUCAUGCGAACUUUCUUGCCCGCUGCCGAUGCCAUGUUGGAGAUGAUGAUUCUCCACUUGCCAUCCCCAGUUACCGCCCAGAACUACCGUGCUGAGACUCUCUACGAGGGUCCCCCAGACGAUGAGGCCUGCCUCGGUAUCAAGAACUGUGACCCCAAGGGCCCUCUCAUGCUCUACGUCUCUAAGAUGGUGCCCACUUCCGAUAAGGGUCGUUUCUACGCUUUCGGUCGUGUCUUCUCUGGUACCGUCAAGUCUGGACUCAAGGUCCGCAUCCAGGGUCCUAACUACGUUCCCGGCAAGAAGGAUGAUCUUUUCAUCAAGGCUAUCCAGCGUACCGUCCUCAUGAUGGGUGGCAAGGUCGACCCCAUUGACGAUGUGCCAGCCGGUAACAUCCUUGGUCUCGUCGGUAUUGAUCAGUUCUUGUUGAAGUCUGGUACUCUUACCACCUCCGACACCGCCCACAACCUGAAGGUCAUGAAGUUCUCCGUCUCCCCCGUUGUCCGUCGCUCCGUCGAGGUCAAGAACGCCCAGGAUCUCCCCAAGUUGGUUGAGGGUCUUAAGCGUCUCUCCAAGUCCGAUCCUUGUGUCCUGACUUACAUCUCUGAGUCCGGUGAGCACGUUGUUGCUGGUGCUGGUGAGCUCCAUUUGGAGAUUUGCUUGAAGGAUCUCGAGGAGGACCACGCUGGUGUCCCUCUCCGCAUUUCCGACCCCGUUGUCGCCUACCGUGAGACUGUCACCACCCAGUCGAGCAUCACUGCUCUCUCCAAGUCGCCCAACAAGCACAACCGUAUCUACAUGAUCGCUGAGCCCCUCUCUGAGGAGGUUUCCAACCUGAUUGAGGCCGGAAAGAUCACCCCCCGUGACGAUAUCAAGACCCGUGCCCGUCUCCUUGCUGAUGAGCACGGAUGGGAUGUCACUGAUGCCCGUAAGAUUUGGUGCUUCGGUCCCGACACCAACGGUGCCAACUUGUUGGUCGAUCAGUCCAAGGCCGUCCAGUAUCUCCUCGAAAUCAAGGACUCCGUCGUCUCUGGUUUCCAGUGGGCUUCGAGAGAAGGACCAGUCGCUGAGGAGCCCAUGCGCUCUAUCCGCUUCAACAUCAUGGAUGUCACCCUCCACGCCGAUGCCAUCCAUCGCGGUGGUGGUCAAAUCAUCCCAACUGCCCGUCGUGUCCUCCUCGCUUCCACCCUUCUUGCCGAGCCCGGUCUCCUCGAGCCCGUCUUCUUGUGCGAAAUUCAAGUUCCAGAGUCCGCCAUGGGUGGUGUCUACGGUGUCCUUACCCGCCGUCGUGGUCACGUCUUCGCUGAGGAGCAGCGCCCCGGCACACCUCUCUUCACCAUUAAGUCUUACCUCCCCGUCAACGAGUCCUUCGGUUUCAAUGCCGAUCUCCGCUCGCAUACCUCUGGACAGGCCUUCCCCCAGUCCGUCUUCGAUCAUUGGCAGAUUCUUCCCGGUGGAUCCCCGCUUGACCCCACCUCCAAGGUCGGCCAGGUCGUCACCGAGAUGCGUAAGCGCAAGGGUAUCAAGGCCGAGGUUCCAGGUGUCGACAACUUCUACGACAAGCUAUAAACUGCUCUCGUCCCUGAUAGACUUCCUCUCCACCAGGUGUUGCACCGCGUUUCCCGCGGUUCAUGCAGUACUAUGACUGAAUGACACCCACGAAAAGCCAUGUUCCCUCGUGGCGGUGCUCUGACGGGCAACGGAGACGUUGAACGGUAGAAGCGGCGCCAUGAUGCAGAUCAGAAGAACAAAAUUAUACAUCAGUUCCGUUUUUUCCCGAUUUUUGUUUUUGCUUGCUCUUUGUUUUGUUAAGUAGCUUCGACAUUCUUUAGGUAUAUGCUAAGGAAUCGAGAUGAAAGUAUAAAG